Messenger RNA from Mustela erminea (ermine), 3144 nucleotides. It is a transcript of the gene KCNK13, whose product is annotated as potassium two pore domain channel subfamily K member 13. Gene Ontology annotation, cellular component: membrane. The transcript is spliced from 2 exons. The record is from RefSeq and is a predicted model, not a curated record. The coding region runs from base 1465 to 2697 and encodes 410 amino acids. NCBI's taxonomy places the organism in Eukaryota, Metazoa, Chordata, Mammalia, Carnivora, Mustelidae. Gene Ontology annotation, molecular function: potassium ion leak channel activity. Gene Ontology annotation, biological process: stabilization of membrane potential; potassium ion transmembrane transport.
ACAGCACCCACUUCCCCGGGAUCUGAGCGCGCGGUGUGGGAGCGCUGCAGCCCCCGGGUGGGCCAGUCGAGAGACCGCAUCUGCCCGCGGAGCACCGCGCUGGGAGCGGGGCUGCGCGGCCGGCAGGCAGGGAACCGGGUGGAGUCGCUGCCGCGGUCAGCCUCCGGGCUCCACCUGUUGCAGCUUCGGAGCUCUCGAGCCAGGCCGGGCGGAGCCCGGGGAGCUCGGCUCCCAGCGCCGUUCUGCAGAGCGGGGCCGAGGCGAGGAGGGGCCCUGGGAGCAGUGCUGACAGGGCGGCGCGGAGGGGGCUGUCCUGGGGAGGUGAGAAUGGAGCUCAGAGACUGUGCCAGUGCCCCCUGAAAGGCCAGGUCUUGGGGAGGGAGCCCCUGGCCGUGUGCUGGGGAGUCUGGCCGCUGUUCUGCACGGGGCAAGGGGAAAGCACUCCGCAGCACCAGAUCUCUGGAGCACACUGAGGCGGCCAAGCCCGGAUGGAGGAGCUGGAACUCUCCAGCCCCCAGUCCUCCGCCACCUCUCCGGGAACUGGGGCUGGCUAGGGACGCGCGUCGCACCCGCACAGCCGGCGCGUGGGAGCGGAAGACGCCCCCGCGCGGGACCGGGAGGCCAAGGGCGCUCGGAGCAAGGCUAGGGGGGCUGCCCGGGGAAGAUGCCCCUAACUCCCCUCGUCCCCCCAUUCCGACCUCCCUUUCUGGUGUCCUCCUCCAGCCGUUCUGUCCGCCGGAUGCCGCGCAGCGCGGGGGCCGGACGCGAGGUAGGAACCCGUGGGCCCCGCUCCCGGCCGUCCCUCGGGAUGCGCCCACCCAGGACCUGCUCCAGCCACUACACCCCGGCAGACGGGUAGGUGACCCCAGAGGUCUGAGGCUCCUAGCGACGCCGAGACUGGCACGCAGCCCCACGGAUCCAUCUGGGGAGGCCCCCCCAGCGAGCGCCAGCACACGGACACCCCGCGUCCCAGCCGUCGGCGGCUGGAGAAGAGAUGGGCAAAGAGACUGAGCCCACCCGGCUCCUCUAACCCACCAGCUUCCAAGGCCGGAAGACCUUGCUGCGGGGGAAAUUCAAGUCCGUCCGGAUUCGCGCUGAGGACGCGCCACGCCCCCUCCCCAAUCUGAGCAGAUCAGGGAGGGCAUCCGGGGGGAACCAGCCGACUCCGCUCUCGGUCACUUGGACCUCGAGCAUUUAGGAGAACUCCGAGGCGGGUGGGGACAGAAAGCGGAUUUGAAACCAGGAGUCGAGGCGGACGUGGGGAGCUGGAGCGGGCGCCGCGGGAGCAAUCGAGGAGGCGGCCUGGGGAACCGCGCGGCCUGGGACUGCGCCCCGAGGUCAUGAGCUAGCGGACCGUCGGGCGUGCGGGGGCGGGUUGAGCGGCCAGCCCCGGGGGGGGGCCGGAGCGACAGUCGUCCGGCGGCCACGGCCCUCCGGCGCGGGGCGGCCCCCGGGGACCCGGCCAUGGCCGGCCGGGGGUGCGGCUGCAGCUGCGGCCCGGGCUACCUGAACGAGGACAACGCGCGCUUCCUGCUGCUCGCCGCGCUCAUCGUGCUCUACCUACUGGGCGGCGCCGCCGUCUUUUCGGCGCUGGAACUCGCGCACGAGCGCCAGGCCAAGCAGCGCUGGGAGGAGCGCCUGGCCAACUUCAGCCGCCGCCACAACCUGAGCCGCGACGAGCUGCGCGGCUUCCUUCGCCACUACGAGGAGGCCACCGAGGCCGGCAUCCGCGUGGACAGCGCCCGCCCGCGCUGGGACUUCACCGGCGCCUUCUACUUCGUGGGCACCGUCGUGUCCACCAUAGGGUUUGGGAUGACAACUCCAGCGACAGUAGGAGGAAAAAUCUUUCUGAUCUUUUAUGGUCUCAUUGGGUGUGCAAGCACCAUCUUGUUCUUCAACCUCUUCCUGGAGCGCCUCAUCACCGUCAUCGCCUACAUCAUGAAGUCAUGCCACCAGCGGCAGCUCCAGAGGCGAGGGGCCCUGCCCCAGGACAGCCUGAAGAACUCCAGCAGGAGCGAGGCGGAUAGCUUGGCCGGCUGGAAGCCCUCCGUGUACUAUGUGAUGCUGAUCCUCUGCGUGGCCUCCCUCCUCAUCUCCUGCUGUGCCUCAGCCAUGUACACCUCCAUCGAAGGCUGGAGCUACUUCGACUCACUCUACUUUUGCUUUGUGGCCUUCAGCACCAUUGGCUUCGGAGACUUUGUCAGCAGCCAGAACGCCCAGUAUGACAGCCAAGGUCUCUACCGCUUCGCCAACUUCAUGUUCAUCCUCAUGGGCGUCUGCUGCAUCUACUCCUUGUUCAAUGUCAUCUCCAUCAUCAUCAAACAGUCCGUGAACUGGAUCCUGAGGAAAAUGGGUGGGGGGUGCUGUCAACAAUGCCAGAGGAAACUCCUCCCAUCACGGAGGAAUGUGGUCAUGCCAGGCAAUGUCCAGAACAGGUGCAACAUCUCCAUAGACACGGACGGGGUGAUGGACAGCGACACAGAUGGGCGGCGACUCUCAGGGGAGAUGAUCUCCAUGAAGGACUUCUUGGCCGCCAACAAGGUCUCGCUGGCCAUCCUCCAGAAGCAGCUGUCGGAGACAGCCAACGGCUGCCCGCCCCAGGCCAGCGUGCUGUCCCGGGACAACGAGUUCUCAGGCGGGGUGGGGGCCUUUGCGAUCAUGAACAACAGGCUGGCAGAGACCAGUGGGGACAGGUAGGAGAGAGGACUGGACACUGGGCGUGGGGACCGGGAGAGUGGACACACUGGAGCUGUCCCAUCACCCUCUGAAGACCCAGCCAUAGAAAGCUUUUCUCCUCUAAGGUCUAAAUCGGUCCUAAGAAUGAAUCACCAAAGCAGCCCAAGACCUUGGCCCUGUUCCUUUACCCAUAUGCCUCCAGGAUUUGAACUGCCGAAGGGAGGGAGGGUUUAAGUAAGCCUCUGUUUCCUGCUGCUCUGUUCUUCAUUUGGAAAUAAAAAUCCCAAACGAAGGUUAUCCCGUUCCUAUGGAGUCCUGAUUCUGUGAAACCAGAUUCUCCACCCUUCCCUGCCCCUUCGAACUAGUGGGGGGAAUGUCUCACCUGGCAUCUGGGCCCUGGGCUUCCUUCAGAACAGAUUCGUCCCCAGAUGGCACAGAUAGGGAAGUCACCUGUUCUAUUCACUGUGU